ACAGCUUGGAGGAAGGAGCUGGACGUCUCCGCCGAGAAAAACCGGGGGUGGGAGCCAGAGUAGGGGAGGCAGAGGACCUGCUGUCUCUAGGAGCCUCUGGGUUGCUGCAAAGAGGGGCGGGGAGAGGCGGGGGCUCUGCCUGCACCGCGCUGGCUCCAGCGGUGCCCGCGGGGAAUGUGACAUCAGCGGCGCCGGGCGCUUGCGGCUGGAGGAGGCAUCUCGCCUCGGCUGCGCUGUGCACACCUCGCCCCGGGGAAAACGCAGACCCGGGCAGGCGGCAGGGAUGUCGGCGAAGGAGAGGCCAAAGGGCAAAGUGAUCAAGGACAGCGUGACCCUCCUGCCCUGCUUUUAUUUCGUGGAGUUGCCUAUAUUGGCAUCAUCGGUGGUUAGCCUGUAUUUCCUGGAACUCACAGAUGUCUUCAAACCUGUGCACUCUGGAUUCAGCUGCUAUGACCGGAGUCUUAGCAUGCCAUACAUUGAACCCACACAGGAGGCAAUUCCAUUCCUCAUGCUGCUUAGCUUGGCUUUCGCCGGACCUGCAAUUACGAUUAUGGUAGGGGAAGGAAUUCUCUACUGUUGCCUGUCCAAAAGAAGGAAUGGAAUUGGCCUGGAGCCCAAUAUUAAUGCCGGAGGCUGCAACUUCAACUCUUUCCUUAGAAGAGCCGUCAGAUUCGUUGGUGUUCAUGUGUUUGGACUCUGCUCUACAGCUCUCAUCACAGAUAUCAUCCAGCUGUCCACAGGCUACCAGGCACCAUACUUUCUGACUGUGUGCAAGCCAAACUAUACCUCUCUGAAUGUGUCUUGCAAAGAGAAUUCCUACAUUGUAGAAGAUAUUUGCUCAGGAUCUGAUCUUACAGUUAUCAACAGCGGCAGAAAAUCAUUCCCUUCACAACAUGCGACCCUUGCUGCCUUUGCAGCUGUGUACAUUUCGAUGUACUUCAAUUCCACACUAACGGAUUCCUCUAAGCUUCUGAAACCUCUCUUGGUCUUCACCUUUAUCAUCUGUGGAAUCAUCUGUGGGCUAACACGGAUAACUCAGUAUAAGAACCACCCAGUUGAUGUCUAUUGUGGCUUUUUAAUAGGAGGAGGAAUUGCUCUAUACUUGGGUCUGUAUGCUGUGGGGAAUUUUCUGCCUAGCGAAGAGAGUAUGUUUCAGCACAGAGAAGCCCUCAGGUCUCUGACAGACCUCAAUCAAGACCCCAGCCGAGUUUUAUCUGCUAAAAAUGGUAGCAGUAGUGACGGAAUUGCUCACACAGAAGGCAUCCUCAACCGAAACCACAGAGAUGCUAGCUCAUUGACAAACCUCAAAAGGGCAAAUGCUGAUGUAGAAAUCAUCACUCCACGGAGCCCCAUGGGGAAGGAAAACAUGGUUACCUUCAGCAAUACCUUGCCUAGAGCCAACACCCCAUCCGUGGAAGACCCUGUGAGAAGAAACGCCACCAUUCAUGCCUCUAUGGAUUCUGCUAGAUCCAAGCAGCUCCUCACCCAGUGGAAGAAUAAGAAUGAAAGUCGUAAGUUGUCCCUGCAGGUUAUGGAGACCGAGCCUGGACAGUCACCACCGAGAUCCAUUGAAAUGAGGUCAAGCUCGGAGCCGUCGAGGGUGGGGGUCAAUGGAGACCACCAUGGUCCUGGCAAUCAGUACCUCAAGAUCCAGCCUGGCACCGUCCCCGGGUGCAACAACAGUAUGCCUGGGGGACCAAGAGUGUCCAUUCAGUCCCGCCCCGGGUCCUCACAGUUAGUGCACAUCCCUGAGGAGACGCAGGAAAACAUAAGCACCUCCCCCAAAAGCAGCUCCGCUCGGGCCAAGUGGCUGAAAGCUGCGGAGAAGACCGUGGCCUGUAAUAGAAGCAACAGCCAGCCUCGAAUCAUGCAAGUCAUAGCCAUGUCCAAGCAGCAGGGCGUCCUCCAAAGCAGCCCCAAGAACACCGAAGGCAGUACGGUCUCCUGCACUGGCUCCAUCCGCUACAAAACCUUGACAGACCACGAACCCAGUGGGAUCGUGAGGGUUGAGGCUCACCCGGAGAACAACAGGCCCGUCAUACAGAUCCCGUCCACCGAAGGCGAAGGCAGUGGCUCCUGGAAAUGGAAAGCCCCUGAAAAGGGCAACCUUCGCCAAACUUAUGAACUCAACGAUCUCAACAGGGACUCCGAAAGCUGUGAGUCCCUGAAAGACAGUUAUGGUUCUGGAGAUCGAAAGAGAAGCAACAUUGAUAACCACGAGCAUCACCACCAUGGAAUCACCACCAUCCGCGUCACCCCAGUAGAGGGCAGCGAAAUUGGUUCAGAGACCCUGUCCAUUUCUUCUUCCCGCGACUCCACCCUGCGGAGAAAGGGCAACAUCAUCUUAAUUCCUGAAAGAAGCAGCAGCCCCGAAAACACUAGGAAUAUCUUCUACAAAGGAACCUCCCCAACACGGGCUUAUAAGGAUUGAGGGAUGGCCAUUCAAUCAUUUGGGCCACCCCCAAAAGACCACGUGUAGAUUCUACCAGUGCUCUGUUCCAGCGAAUCGAGAACCUUCUCACCAAACUAGAUUAUACACCAUCAGCCCGGAACUCAGUGACUCUUGAGAACUACUCUACCCAAGCUUGUAGACUUCACAUCAAGGGGAGGGAAAAGCACAAUGCAAGAACCUAACUAAUGUGAUAAUGUGAAGACUCUUCUUAAGACCUACCUUCAAACUCAAAUGGUUUGCAGAGGGUAGUAUCAAAAGAAAGUGGUUUCCUUCAAUGUAUACUAUUGUACUUCCUGAAUGUGCCAACUUUAGGGAUCUUUCUUUAUAAUUAGCUGUGGGAAUCCAGAACACAUGUUUUCCCUAUAGCAGAGGCCAUGCAGUAUUAUAUAUUCAUUUUGCAGAAUCUGCACCGAGAGCUCAAUACGGGUGGUGCUGAUCAUUAUAGUACGUAUACCAUGUAAACUCUCAAAUUCUAUUUAGCUGUGAAAUAGUGAUGUGCAACUCCUUGUCAAAGAAAUGCUACUGUAUUAAGAAGAUGUUGGCUUCUUUGUGUUAGAAUAGGACACCCUGCGGCUUCUCUGUAGUGGCUCUGUCACAGUCAAAAAAAACGAAAAGGUUUUGUGCAUUUCUUCAAAAUUAUGCUUUCUUCGACAACAAAAAUUGAUAGGGAUAUUUUCAGUGAAAGAGAAUACUUUUCUGCAUAGCUUUUUGCUGCUUACUUUUUAUUUAAAUAUAGUUACUGCUAAUGAAAAAUCUGUUUUUAGUGAGUAAAUUUGAAUAAUUUAAAAAAUACUGUUUUAGAGAGUCUUUUGAAAUUGUGAUCAUAUUUUGCAUUUUAUGCCUUCUCCUUUAUUGAUUUAAAUUUUUUAUGUUAUAGAUAUGUUGUUCUAUUUUUAAAGCAAAAAUAACAGUUGACAUUCUUUGAGCAAAAUAUACUGCUGUGAAUUUAUAAAGAAGGAAUAUGAACCAAAACUCGACAUUGUGGGUUACAUUGACAGCAGUGUUGGUCAUGUCUAACUUUAGAUGUUUCCAGCCAACUGGCUUAAGUUGCUAUCUUAAGUAAUCCAAAAAUUUUGUUUGUUCCAGAUUAUUAACUUUUUUUUAUAUCCUAAUAACCAGUAAAUUAGAGCCACAGUAGUUGGGUUUUACCGUCUUCUCUAAAGUAUUUUUGUUAAUUGGAUACCAACAGAGAGAAUCUGAAAAAGAUGUAAAUUGUUAAGAAGAAAAUCACAGUAUACGUUAAGAAUGUAUUUCUUCAAAAUAUCUAGAUAGGCACAGUUUUUGUGCUCAACAUACAAAUGACAGUUUUUGCUACCUAUCCUGAAUGAAGCCUUCAACUUAAAUCAAACAAAACCAAUAUUAUCAAUAAGAAGAUAAAAAACAAAACAUUUUGAAGUGUUUUCCAAGUUAAAAUUUUAUUUUAAGUAUGAAGAAAUAUUUGGUUCCUCUAAUUUAGUAUUAAACCUUUUUUUUUUUUUUUCUUUUUUUUUUGCGGUAUGUGAGCCUCUCACUGUUGUGGCCUCUCCCGUUGCGGAGCACAGGCUCCGGACGUGCAGGCUCAACAGCCAUGGCUCAUGGGCCCAGCCGCUCUGCGGCAUGUGGGAUCUUUCCGGACCGGGGCACGAACCCGUGUCCCUUGCAUCGGCAGGCGGACUCUCAACCACUGCGCCACCAGGGAAACCCAUAGUAUUAAACCUUUUUACACUAUUUCUGAAGAAUUCUAAUGUGCAUUUGAUGAUUGCCAAGGGGACAAAAGGUAACAACAAUGCUGGUUGAUCUGAUCUCAGUUUAAUUUUCAGUGAGAACAGAAGUAGUUGUUUAGAGAUGAGUAGUACCACAUUCUUAUCAACUUCUACCGGAAAAGGGCAGAGAUUUGUAGAGUAACCAACCUCCUAAAGCAUUAGGGAUUUAGCUGAAACCAGCAGAAUUGAAAACUCUGGCAAUAAAAUACAGAUUCAACUAUACCCCUUCUGGCUGUUUCCAUCUCAGAGAGGGGAGUGAGAGUACAAUGUUGCCUUCCCCAUUUCUUAACCACUACCACCACCAUUAUGACACUCCUACUGGCUUUUGCCAAUUUAUAGAGAGGAAGGGGGACUGGUUUUAGUGCUCUGAAGGAAAAAAAAAAGCUGCAGCAUUUCAGGUGCAGUAUGAUAUUUCCUAAUCUUUCCUAUUUCUUAACAGAAGAUUUUAAAGUACUUCUCUAGUCAUCGAAGUUUUUUUUUCUUUACAUAAAUAUUGAUAUAUUCGUUUU
Messenger RNA from Globicephala melas (long-finned pilot whale), 4703 nucleotides. It is a transcript of the gene PLPPR4, whose product is annotated as phospholipid phosphatase related 4. Gene Ontology annotation, cellular component: plasma membrane. Gene Ontology annotation, molecular function: phosphatidate phosphatase activity. The record is from RefSeq and is a predicted model, not a curated record. Gene Ontology annotation, biological process: phospholipid metabolic process; signal transduction; phospholipid dephosphorylation. NCBI's taxonomy places the organism in Eukaryota, Metazoa, Chordata, Mammalia, Artiodactyla, Delphinidae.